Messenger RNA from Pogonomyrmex barbatus (red harvester ant), 771 nucleotides. RefSeq names its product TBP-associated factor 8 (gene Taf8). Gene Ontology annotation, molecular function: protein heterodimerization activity. The record is from RefSeq and is a predicted model, not a curated record. Gene Ontology annotation, biological process: transcription initiation at RNA polymerase II promoter. NCBI's taxonomy places the organism in Eukaryota, Metazoa, Arthropoda, Insecta, Hymenoptera, Formicidae. Gene Ontology annotation, cellular component: transcription factor TFIID complex.
CAAUAGUCUGUUAUAGAUAGAGAUAUAGAUUAUUUGGUAUACUUUUUAAGUUAGCUCGGCAAGUUUAGAAAGUUAAACUUUAUCAAGCCUUCAUAAAAUAAUCAUUAUAAUAAUAAUAAUAAUAAACGAAUUAUGGAUAUACAAACAAUAAAUACUCGAAGAAAGAUAUUGAAUCAAGUAAUUUGCAGCAUUUUAGUAGAGUGUGGUUAUGAUAUAUGUGAGAAACAAGUACUAGAAACGCUUACUGAGAUGUUACAAUCACUUAUCAUAGAAGUUGGAGCUUCAGGGAGAAAUUACUGUGAACUUUCUGGAAGAACAGAACCUCUUAUAGCAGAUGUGAUAUUGGCAUUAAUUAAUAUGGGCAUAAAAUUAGAUAACAUAGAGACUUAUGCAAAACGACAAAAUAGAACAAUCUUGCCAGUGCUUCAACAACAGACACAAGCAAAACAAUUAAAUAUCUUACAAGCUGGUGUUAAGCAAAGCCAUCCAUCGCAUAUACCAAAUUAUUUACCAGCGUUUCCUGAUCCACAUGCAUAUAUUAGAACUCCGACACAUAAGCAACCAGUAACAGAAUAUGAAGCAAUCAGAGAAAAGGUAGCAACUCAGAAACGAGAUAUCGAAAGAGCUUUAACAAGAUUUAUUGCCAAAACAGGAGAAACACAUAGUUUAUUCCUCACAGAAGAUAACAGCAUGUUUCCUUGUAAAGAGAUAUUUCUUAUAUUCAAUAAAUAUUUUAAUGAAGCAAUAAUGCAAAAAUGUUUAUAUGUAUAA